ACAGAUGUUAAUGUUAACUUGAUAUUGAAUAAUAAUAAAAGAAAAUGAAUUCAAAAAUUAUUGUUGCAACGGCUGUUGUCUUGCUGGGUCUCGUGCAGUUCUCGGUGGCCAAUAAAGCAAAAACUUGCUAUUCCUGUGAAGGCAUUAAUUGCAUGCGGACCUCAGUGAGUACCACGAAAACUUGUUCAGAUCCACUGGAUUAUUGUGUAACCGUCUUUGACAAAUUUAAUGUUAUCCAAAAAGGAUGUUCCUAUGAAGUACCCGAAUAUUUACGCCAACGUUGUGAUGCCAACACAAUGGAAUGUCACAAGUGUAAUUCGGAUCGUUGCAAUAAUUUGGGCCAAGUUCAGUUUGCCUGCAUACAAUGUGAUUCUAGCAAGGACUCUAAUUGUGCUUCCUCAGCCUCUACACUAAGUGCUGAACGUUGUGGUUCUCCCACCGCUCCCAAUUCAUACUGUUAUGUUAAAUAUGAGAACGGUGCUACCAAACGUGGCUGCUCAACCACUGUGACUGAUCAGAUCGCUUGCUAUGCCGAUGCCAAUUGUUCACUUUGUUUGGCCGGCGACAUCAGCGGUUGUAAUAGUGUGGAUUUCACUCCCGGUUCAAGAGCUAAUCGCCUUUAGAUGUUACAAACAAACCCAUAAACCAACUAUAAACUAAAUAUGUAUUUUGCACCCGUCUAGUCGUACGUCAAUAGAAUUGUUGCAAUAACAUUUUGUGGACGUCUGACAGACGUACUCGUAUAAUAAAGAAUAAUCUAAUAAACGAUAAGUUGAAUUUGAAAUUG
Messenger RNA from Calliphora vicina (urban bluebottle blowfly), 787 nucleotides. RefSeq lists its product as uncharacterized. The transcript has 3 exons. NCBI's taxonomy places the organism in Eukaryota, Metazoa, Arthropoda, Insecta, Diptera, Calliphoridae. The record is from RefSeq and is a predicted model, not a curated record. Bases 45 to 623 code for a protein of 192 amino acids.